Messenger RNA from Plectropomus leopardus (leopard coralgrouper), 809 nucleotides. The record is from RefSeq and is a predicted model, not a curated record. Lineage: Eukaryota; Metazoa; Chordata; Actinopteri; Perciformes; Serranidae.
GGUCAGGAGCUCACAGUCAGGCAGAUGGCUCUGUUGGCCUUCAGAGACCUGGUGCUGCUGAAGCUCCACCUGCAGGAAACUCUGCCAACUGCAGCGUCCGUCCCUCCGCCUGUCACACAGAUGCUGCUGGUGCUGCAGGGCGUCCAUGAGUCUGGAGCUCCCAGUUUGGAGUAUUUCCAGUUGGAGCGUCUGGUGGAGAUGGUGGUGUCUCCGUAUCUCAGUAACGUUGUGCACAGCAGGGACCAGCUGCUGCUGGAGUCUCGCCAUCUGCGGUCGCCGAGCUCGUUGCUUGGCGACCAGUCCCAGCCGGAGAUCACCGUCACUCAGCAUCACUGCUCCUCUGACUCGGCGUCUCUGGCGCCGCUGGUGGAGCAGGAGGGCGAGGCCUACCUGGAGAAGUCCGGCGGCAUGCGGCGCCACACGGUGGCCAACGCUCACUCUGACGUGCAGCUGCUGUCUGCGUCCAGCAGGCUGCACGCUGGGACGCAGACGGACGGCGGGGUGGGAGGAGGAGGCGGCGCGGGAGGCGUGGCGUUUUUGGUGGGGGGCGGAGCGAUGAGUCCCCGGACAUUCUCCAGCCAACCGGACAUGAUGGACUCUCCAAGGGGAGGAGUUAUACAUCUCCAUCACAGCUAGCCGCGGCGGCUGAUCAGACGAUGGACGCAACCAGAGACAAUACAGACAACGGGGACAUCAUGAGACAGACACAAGACGAGAACUGGACAUGAUGGGACAGAAAAUUUAAAUAAAUAGACAAGAAAAACAGACAGCAGGACAGGAGACAAAAAUGAGAAAAUGAGUACAAAAUG